AUGGCACAUGAAGGAACGACGCCAAAGCAGAAGGUCCCCGCACAAUUGCCGGGCCUGCCUGGCCUUCAGAAAGGCACGACGCUCGACUUGUUUGACACCUCGCUAGACACGGGCUCCAGACGAAAAGGGUACGUCGGCAUAGGCAAGCGGCGUGGCAAGAAAGUUGCCAGGCUGAUCACAGUUGGUCAACACCACGCUGACCCGCCAACCGCCAAUUCAGGUAUUGGGCAUGCAGAUGCGAUCCUCUUUGCGCGCCAAGACGGUGACGUGACCAUCGUGCACCUGCCCGCGGAGCAGAAGGACGCGGAGGAUGCCUGCGCGCAUCGCGGACGGCCUCGAGGGCUUCCGGGCACGCACGCGAUGGUUGACGCGGACCUGCGCGUGUCCGGGCGGCUUGACGUGCUCGUGAACAACACGCCCAAGCAGGUGAUCACCAAGGACCUCGCUGAGAAUAAUCUCAACACGGUCGACAGCACAUUCCAGAGCAACAUCAUCAAGAUGUUCGCCCUCGCGAAGACCAUGAGUCUCCCUCUACUUGGCAUCUUGAUUUGCUCGCUGACCCUCGCCUGCCCCGUGCACACGCCCCUGCAGCCUGCGCCGCGGUCGGUAGACAAGAUGGAGGGGUUCGGCGACGAUCGCGCCGACAUCUUCGUGGCGUCCGCGGAGGCAGAACUGCACUCCGGCCAGAUCAUGCACCCAUACCCACUUGGGGAUUAG
This is a messenger RNA of Rhodofomes roseus, 717 nucleotides long. RefSeq names its product general stress protein 39. Lineage: Eukaryota; Fungi; Basidiomycota; Agaricomycetes; Polyporales; Fomitopsidaceae. The record is from RefSeq and is a predicted model, not a curated record. The coding region runs from base 1 to 717 and encodes 238 amino acids. The transcript is spliced from 4 exons.